CUGACUUAUUUUUAGAAUAGAUUUUUUCUCUAAUAUAUAGUCAUUGCGAAAUCGCGAUUUUGGAUGCAGUGCAGAGCUUCCGCUUCCUGAAAAAUAACAGGGGAGGGCGGGGAACAGGAAAAUGUACCGGGCAAUCGACAUAGGUAUACAAUGUAAAAAAUAUAAUCACCAUUUAUAUUAUAGUGGCGUAGUCGUUAGCGUAAAUGAAAUUGUUGACCGACGUCGCGAUAAUACAAUAAUUGGUAUUAUUCGCAAUUCUUACCUGUUUUUAUUCAUUUAUUUAUUUAAUUUCUAUUUUUUUUCUCUUCUCUCUUUUUGUCAAAGAACCGAACAAACAAACGUGUGCAAACUUACAACGUCUGCCUGAGUAACGUCUACUUUUGCUCAUCCACGUAUAAUAUAUAGAUACGAGUAAACAUACAAUACAAUACUUGCAUGUCAAUUCAGAGUCUGCUAUGAAACGAAAGGGGGGAAACCGCUAACCGGUUUUUAAAGCCAACUUCCAGCGGUUUUUCGAGUCGAUUACGCGCGAGCCCAGUGAGUCAAAUUAUUCCGGAUAUACGUAUGACGUAGAAAAAAAAAAAAAAAAAAAAACCUAGUUCAAUUUCGUAGUAAUUGAAAUAUUUUCACAUUUUGUGGACGUGAAUGAAAAUAAUGAACCGUGUAAAUUGAACGAGAGGAAACAAGCUGGAAAAAAAAGUAAACAAAAAAGUGGCAAUUUCGAAUAAAACAAUGCCGCAGUUAAUUGUGAGGAAAAGUAAUAGACAAUUGCAACGGUAUUGACGGUACAUGACGUAUCGUCGGACACUAGAUUCGCUUGUAAAAUGAAAAAGCAAUGAGAAAAAAACGGUCAGUUGGGAUUCGCGAGUGACGAUGGGGCCCAAGUCAUGUCCGCGUUAUUAUACCUGGUAUUGGGUAUCCAACUGUAUAACUCCCACUUUACCUCACCGUACGUUUGGCUUACCUGGUUUUCCUUGAUCUGCAAAGUGAACCUCCUGUCCACAGCCUUGCCCGUCGUUCCAGUCUGGUUAAAGUUUGGCAAAGUAAGGAACGUGGUCAGUCAAUCGAAAAAUUUACACAAUUGUAUCGGAGUUUCACCGCGUUCGUAAAACUCCCCGCGAUCACGUUCGUGCAAAGUUAUCUCAUGCUUAGACGGAUCGUUAUCGUUUGGUAAAACGAUCGCGAAUAUAAAAUAAUCGGUCCGACAAACGACGCACGAUUAUUUUUCAUUUGACAAUCAGUGCAAGUGUAGACCAAAUGAUAAUCCCACCUUCUUCGUGGCUGGAUUACGUGACGAAUCUCGACCGUCCUGACGGUCGUCGAAUUAAUAAUCGACGGAGUAAAUUGUUCCCGUGUUAUUAUUUUGGUCAGAAAAAAAACGACAUGGUUCCAGCCCUGGAUUGGCCCGUGCAAUCCACACCGGGAUACGCGAUCUACGAAAAAGAAGAACCGAUCGAUGCGAAAUUGGGGGGGUUUUCCAAGUUACUCGGAUUGGCACCCGGGCUAGGACAACGUGUUCAUUUCGAGGAGGGGUUACGAGAGCAACUCCGCUUGAAAGCUAGUAUCGAGGAACAGGACAGUUGGACAGGCGAAGAAGAUUACCGUAAGGGUCGCUAAAGGGGCGACUUACUCUCCGCAGCGGAGUAAGCCGCGUCGAGGUGUUGCAGUAAAAAGGGUAGAGGAGGUGCGCGGUGAAAAC
Athalia rosae (coleseed sawfly) is the source of this 1699-nucleotide messenger RNA. RefSeq lists its product as uncharacterized. The record is from RefSeq and is a predicted model, not a curated record. The transcript has 3 exons. Bases 1258 to 1617 code for a protein of 119 amino acids. Lineage: Eukaryota; Metazoa; Arthropoda; Insecta; Hymenoptera; Athaliidae.